Molecule: messenger RNA, 1642 nt
Organism: Vicia villosa (hairy vetch)
Lineage: Eukaryota; Viridiplantae; Streptophyta; Magnoliopsida; Fabales; Fabaceae
Product: transcription factor TCP5-like
Exons: 2
Coding region: 138-1316 (392 amino acids)
Cellular component (GO): nucleus
Molecular function (GO): DNA-binding transcription factor activity; sequence-specific DNA binding
Source: RefSeq, a predicted model, not a curated record
GAAUGACUUUCAUUUUAGGGUAUUUCUAUUUCUACUACUUGCUGCUGCAACUUCAAUACUCAUUUCUUCUCUUUCUAGCUUAUAAGCUAUGGUGGAUAAACCAUAGAAACAGCUUCUGAAUUUUUCUCUUACAAGUGAUGUCAAGUUCAAGAGAAGAUAAUUAUCAAGCAAAAGAAGAAGAAGGUAAUAAUAAUAGUAUGAAUAACAUUGAGAAAAGUUCUAAAGCAGCUUCAAGUAGUUCAAGACAAUGGUCAUCAUCAAGUUUAAGAAAUCCAAGAAUUGUGAGAGUAUCAAGAACAUUUGGAGGCAAAGAUAGGCAUAGCAAAGUUUGCACAAUAAGAGGAUUAAGAGAUAGAAGGAUUAGGCUUUCGGUUCCGACCGCAAUUCAAUUGUAUGAUCUUCAAGACAAGCUUGGUUUAGGACAACCAAGCAAAGUUAUAGAUUGGCUACUCGAAGCAACGAAAUUCGAUAUUGAUAAACUUCCUCCACUUCAAUUUCCUCAAAGCUUUUCGCAAUUUCAUCAUCAUGUUCUUCCACAAACCCUACUUCCUUUUCAUGAUCAUCAAUCAAGUAAUGUUUUGUCUCAUGAGCUUUCUCUUGGUCCUUUGUAUGAUCCUAACUCUUCUACAUUUGUUGGAAUUCAAAAUCUCAUGGCAAGAUCGAAGUUUUGGGAUGUCGAUUCGACAAGAGAGAAUAAAGGUAAAGAGGUUGAAAGAGAGUACUUUUGUGAAAAGGGUAAGUGGAUCAAAACAAAUGAUGAAGAGAAUCAAGUUGGAGAAGCUAGUUACAACAAUUUUCAUCAAGUUUCAACUCAAAAGCUUUUUCCUAUGGAGACUCAUUCUAAUUUUCUUAAUAAUGCUAUGUCAUAUAACAACAACUACCAUUCAGAAGCUUCUACUUUGUCUUUAUCUCAAUUUGGAAGUGGUAAUGGAUUGUUCCAACCUCAUCAACAUCAAGUAGAUCCAAAUCAAAGUAAUGGAAAUGCAUUUCAAUUUCCAUUUUCUUUUCAAAAUUCACAACUAUUGUUUGGUCCUUCUUCAUCUACUACACAACCAUCAUCAUCACUUUUGAACAAUCCUUUUAUGAGCCACUCAAUUGAAAAUGAUCCAAGAGUACCACCAUUCAACCAUUUUCAAUUCUCAAACUCAAGUUCUUCUCAACCUAUGCCUCAUUCUCUCAUUCCAUCUUUCCAUCACUCAUUCAAUUCGCCUCCCGUAAGACCUUUUCCGAUUCCAUUUAGCUCGAAGCUUCUCGACUCAGAUAACAAUGACAAUAGCAACCAGCUGGAUGAUAGGGAUUGUCGCGAUCGCUCUUGAAACUCGUUUUUGAUUCUAUGAUGCAAAUGUGGUGUGAGCAAGCAACUAGUACUUGGUGUGGUCCAUGGACAUAUAAUCUUCAUAGCAAAGGUAAAUGAGGAUACAUGCUUAUAUGGAUCUAAAUCGCGGUUUCAGUUAUAUUGCGACCGCAAUUACAGUUGCAGACUGCAAUUUAGCAUAUGCAUUUUAGUAAGUAAGGAAAAAUGCUAUAUUUUGUGUGUGAAUCAUUGUGAUUUUUGUGAUACACAAAUUUUAGCUUUUUGUAUUUUAUGUUAGUAGUAAUGACCUAUGGUUUGAAUCCUAUUCAUCCUUCUCAAACUCUUUGA